GUGAAGUAGGAGGGCCUUGGGGCGGCAGCAGCAGCAACAGCAGCAGCAUCGGUCUGAGCUGAGCUGAGCUGAGCUGAGAGUCGCUGUCCGAGACGGAGUAGCCACAGACUGCACUGCCAAGAUGUCCGACGAUGAGCAAGAGCAGACCAUAGCCGAGGAUCUCGUGGUCACCAAGUACAAGAUGGGUGGUGACAUUGCUAACCAGGCUCUUCGUCUGGUCGUGGAAGCAGCCAAGCCCGGGGUGUCUGUGCUCAGCCUCUGUGAAAAAGGUGACACCUAUAUCAUGGCAGAGACCGGCAAGGUCUUCAAGAAGGAGAAGGAUAUGAAGAAAGGCAUUGCCUUUCCUACCAGCGUCUCAGUCAAUAACUGUGUUUGCCACUUCUCUCCCCUGAAGAGUGACCCUGACUACACACUUAAAGAUGGGGAUCUGGUCAAAAUUGAUCUCGGGGUUCAUGUUGAUGGCUUUAUUGCCAAUGUUGCUCACAGCUUUGUUGUGGGAGCCAGUAAGGAGAACCCCAUCACUGGUCGGAAAGCUGAUGUAAUCAAAGCGGCUCAUCUGUGUGCAGAAGCAGCGCUACGUCUUGUGAAGCCUGGUAACCAGAACACUCAAGUAACAGAAGCCUGGAACAAGAUCGCACAGUCGUUCAAGUGCACACCUAUUGAGGGUAUGCUGUCUCAUCAACUAAAGCAACAUGUCAUAGAUGGAGAGAAGACCAUCAUCCAGAACCCAACAGACCAGCAAAGGAAAGACCAUGAGAAGGCAGAGUUUGAGGUACAUGAAGUCUAUGCUGUGGAUGUCUUGAUCAGCACUGGAGAAGGAAAGGCCAGAGACUCAGGUCUGAGGACUACGAUUUAUAAGAGGGACCCCAGUAAACAGUAUGGCUUAAAGAUGAAGACCUCUCGUACGUUCUUCAGCGAGGUGGAACGACGUUUUGAUGCCAUGCCCUUCACUCUUAGAGCUUUUGAGGAUGAGGCCAAAGCCCGACUUGGUGUGGUGGAGUGUGCCAAACAUGAAUUGUUACAGCCCUUCAGUGUGCUACAUGAGAAAGAGGGAGAGUUUGUAGCUCAGUUCAAGUUCACAGUGCUGCUGAUGGCCAACGGACCUCACAGAAUCACCACCGGGCCCUUUGAUCCAGAGCUCUACAAGUCAGAGCAUGAAGUUCAGGAUCCAGAGCUAAAGACUUUACUACAGAGCUCUGCAAGCCGUAAAACACAGAAGAAAAAGAAAAAGAAGGCCUCAAAGACAGCAGAAAAUGCAACCGGACAACCAACUGAGGACACAGAAGCUCCAGAAUGAAAAACUGCCUUUCCACACAUGCAAAGACCCCAAAGAAAAGCAAGAGAACAUGACACACUUCCCUGAACUCGCUGCCCAUUCUCAACUCAGUAUAGCUGAUUAAACUGUUUAAUUCAUAAGAGAAUUUGCAUCAGUUGAAUAUUUGACAUUCUCGUGUGGAUUAUUAACCCUUUACUGCAUUCACUGAGAGGGUUAGGGCAUUGGAGAUGAUACUUUAAAGGUGGUUUCAGUAGAUUUGUUGCUGAAUGUUAACUCUUCUUUUAAAUUUACAAAUAUAGUUCUCCUUUUUUCACUUGUAUUGUUGGCAGCUGAAAACUUUUAUUUUUAAGUAAACCGAGGCUUACAAGUGGGCAUUAAUGGGAGUCAACUGGCAUAACUUUUGGGAAUUACACCAAUAGAAAAUUGCAUCAUAUUUGUUUAAGGCAUCAUAUUAUCAGAGGCCAUCCUGUUGUGUGAUUUUCAAUGUUUCCCUUUGGCAACAAGGUCAUUUCAAGUGAUUUAAACUUGAUUAUAUGUAAACAGACUUAAUAAAAAUCCAGAGUUUUUAUUAGCUGCCUUAAGCUCACUUUGCAUAUGUUUACUGCUGAUUUUUCAUCCAGUGGAUCGUUAAGCCAUCUCUUACCCAUGCCAUGCAGUAAAGGGUUAAAUUAGAAUUUUCUCAUUAUUUAUUACAAUCUCCAAGUGAUCUGAUUGCAGGACUUGAGAAACACAGACAUGCUUACAAAUUGGUUUUUACUUAGAUUUUAUGUAUUGGAGGUUUAUUCUUCUAUCAUUAUGACCUGACUACAUUUUUGGCUGAAACUAUGAUGUUUUACCUACACUAGAUUUUUAAAGCAAUAACAGAAUUAGCAGAAAAGUGAAUAUUUUUAAAUAUACAGGUGACAUACUUGUAAUUAGCUUGACCUAAGGGAACAAACUGCUACAUUUACUGCCAUUCCCCUUGAAUUUUAUGAGAAGAAAGAAAUCUAGAACUGUAUGUUCCAGUUUAAAAAAAACUUUUCUAUCAGUGAUGCCUGUGAUUUGCUUUACUUACAUCAUUUGUCUUGUGAAGCAUGACAGCUAAAACUGAUCAGGUUUUAGGAAAACUUUUCUGGGUGUCUUCAGAGGAGUUGAACCAUGCAGAUCAUUUCUGGUCUGAGUUUGAUUUUUGAGGUCUGGGAUAGUGUUGGGUCACAUUUGUCAACAGUUAAACAUGUUGGAAAACAUAAAAUACUGCUUUGUAGCUCAGUCAGUGGGCAAUGGACCUUUACAUCUACGAAAUAAAAACAUUUUCAUACA
This is a messenger RNA of Archocentrus centrarchus (flier cichlid), 2575 nucleotides long. It is a transcript of the gene pa2g4a, whose product is annotated as proliferation-associated 2G4, a. The record is from RefSeq and is a predicted model, not a curated record. Bases 122 to 1297 code for a protein of 391 amino acids. The transcript is spliced from 13 exons. Lineage: Eukaryota; Metazoa; Chordata; Actinopteri; Cichliformes; Cichlidae.